UAAGCUAGUAAAAGGCAAUCAACUAACUCUCAUAGUCGAUCAUACAUUCAUAUCCAUGGCGGCUCUCUGCUAUCAAGACCUGCGCUAGCAUCGAAGGAUUAGGCGUUUUCAGCUACUGAACUACUAAUUGCCAAUGGCAGCGAGGCUCAGUUUGUAUCCUAAAUUCCACCCUUCUCCCUGCAAAACCCUCAAUCCCCCUCGCUUCAAUUUUCAACCCCGUAUCGACAUUCUUCCCUUUCGCAUCCGGGGAACCUCUUCUUCCUACCUACAAGCUUCUAGGCGCUUCUCCACCUUCCCUCAGGAAGGUGAUAAGUUGGCGGAUGAUUCUCGAUAUCGGAGUCAACGUCGGCCGGGUAUAGAAUUGGGAGGGUAUGGCUUUGAUGAGGAUGACGAUGAUGAGGAUGAAGAAGAUGAAGAUCGCAGCUUGGACCUUCUGAUUAAAUUUGUUCAGAAUGUUUUCAGAAAAAUCUCGAGGAAAGCUAGGAAGGCUGUUCGAUCUGUUUUGCCGGUCGCUAUUUCCAGCCAAUUGGUUGGAUUUUCUGUUAAUGGUGUUAUAAUUUUGACAUUUUUAUGGGUUCUAAAGGCACUUCUCGAGGUAAUUUGCACCCUUGGGAGUGUGGUAUUCGCCAGUAUCUUACUCAUCCGCGGAAUAUGGAUGGGCAUAUCAUACUUACAAGACACCCGCAAUCACAGAAUAGAUGACGAAGAUCAUACUGUAUGGACAGGCGCACAACCUGCAAGCUAAUUGCCCUAACGGUGAACAAGAACGACGCCUUACACGCUCAUGGAGUCUAUGGCACUCUGGCGAUUAAAAACCCAGUUUUGAACACUGAACAUUGACACAGAGCAUGUAUAUGUGCAACUCCAAACGUCCAAAAGCCCAUUUAUACUGAUGCUUAGCAGCAUGUAUUUGUUCAAAUAAUGUAUACUAAUUCAAAUUCUAUCUCAAUAAUGUAUGAGCACAGGCUGUUAGCAACUUCAAACUUAUUCUCAAAAGUAGUAAAUUAGAUAAUACUAAGAGAGAAGCUUGCUUUAUAUUCUCUCUCAAUCUAUUUUGUACUGCCAUUUAUGGAAAAUCACGUAGUUGUUAUUCGAAUGUGCAUUUUAAGUGAA
This is a messenger RNA of Ipomoea triloba (trilobed morning glory), 1113 nucleotides long. Its product is annotated as protein SHORT HYPOCOTYL IN WHITE LIGHT 1. Lineage: Eukaryota; Viridiplantae; Streptophyta; Magnoliopsida; Solanales; Convolvulaceae. The record is from RefSeq and is a predicted model, not a curated record. Gene Ontology annotation, biological process: regulation of abscisic acid-activated signaling pathway; negative regulation of photomorphogenesis. The coding region runs from base 134 to 745 and encodes 203 amino acids. The transcript is spliced from 4 exons.